Messenger RNA from Volvox carteri f. nagariensis, 2748 nucleotides. RefSeq lists its product as uncharacterized. NCBI's taxonomy places the organism in Eukaryota, Viridiplantae, Chlorophyta, Chlorophyceae, Chlamydomonadales, Volvocaceae. The coding region runs from base 1 to 2748 and encodes 915 amino acids. The transcript has 12 exons. The record is from RefSeq and is a predicted model, not a curated record.
AUGGCUCACGGCCAUACGGCUCUCGGGUCAGGAUUCCAGCUUGUUGGAGGCCGUGAUAUAGCUCCUGUGACCUCACCAGCAACCGACGGCCUGCUGUCAACCUGGCCAAAGCGACCCUACGAUGACACUUCGCCGCCUCAUGACACCUCAGCCGCGGCUGCACACUUGGACGGCGACGCCAGCUCCGCAAAUCAGAGGAGAACUCGCUUAAAACGACAACAAACUACAAGCAGCAUCUCUCCUGGAGGUAUUGACCUAGACCCCGCAUCCUCUGGGCUGCAUUCCCCACCAUUUCAGCUUGGCCAAGGGUCCUCAAGCGACAGCCGGCCGUGGCAGCUGCAUCUGGAGGUCCUGGUUUCCGAAAAUCAAGAGCUAAUUAAUGGACUGGCCGCCGAACCUAGCAACAUCUCAACAGCCCAAACUGGAUCCCCAGCCCCCGCCGAUGCUGCAGCCGCUGCCUUCUCAGCCACCGGCUUGCAGGACACAGUCACACAGCCAGCUCACCACACAGAGGCGGUAUACCCGGGGCUAUUAGCAGCAGCAGCAACAACAACAACAACAACGGCAGUAGGGACUAGUCCUGGUUCUGAUCCUCUCCCACAUGCGCUACAGAGCUUCGGCGAUCAUGUGGGGUCUGUCACCGAUAUGGAGUCGGCCACCAGCAACGGCGGCGGAGGCUGCGACGGCGGGGGUGCUGGCGGCGGGGGCGGUGCUGACGGGCUGGGCUGGGCUGAGCCUGUACGGCAUCUGUACGCCAUGUUGGAUUACGUUGCAUAUCAGGAGGCGGCGGGGGCGGGGCGGCUCACGACCGUCCAGGUGGUGUGGGUCAAUCGGCCACCUGAGCUGGGAAAUCAAAUCGCUGAGCGCCUCAUCUGCAAGGCCUCGGGCAGCGCGCUGUGGCCCCGGACCCUGCGACCCAUGGGUCAUGGUGAACAUAAGGCCGCCACCGAUCGUUUGGGUGACGGCGGCGGCGGCGAAGCCGCUGCCGCAAAUCCAUCGGGUGCGGGUCCGGGCGGCCCUACAGUCCGGUCGGCAGUAGCAGUAGCAACAGCGGCAAGGGGGCGGGAGGCGGGAGGUGCUACUGCCGCCACCGGGGGCUGUGUAUUGGAACAGGGGGAACACGCAGAGACGGCGGCGGCGGAGGAGGAGCCGGGGCAUGCCGGGGGGGGAAGACGAGAAGGCGCCUCCAAUGAAGGCCCUGACGCCGCCGCCGCCGCCGCCGCCGCUGUUCUCCCGGGGGGCGCUGUGGGAUAUCCGGUUGGGGAGCAGUCGCCUGGCGGCCAUGGCGGCGGCGGCGGCGGGGGCGACUGCGGUACGAAGGUGCUGACGGCAGCGGAGGGGGCUGGGAGGCCAAGGGGAAUGGAGACGGGCGUGGCGGAGGUAUCGGCACCGCAGCAGCAGCAGCAGCCGGCGGCGGCGGCUGCUCAGCCUUCCUGGAGGAUGCUCGGCGGUGGCGACGGCGGCACUGGUGGCGGGGGCGGCGGCUGCGGCAGUUGCAAUAGCGGUGAAGGAGACGGUACGGCAGGCGACUGUCGUACGUUGGCGGAGGCCGGGAUUCUGCCGAAUAGCCACAUAGCCAUGGAAGCCGACCUGCAGCUGCCGCCUCUACACAAGCAGCUGCUGGGGGCAGUACUGCAAACACAGGUGAUGAACGCAGCUGUAGCGGCAGCAGCAGCUACUGCCAGUACUGUUACAGCUACAGCCGGGCCGACUGUCAACGACUCCAUAGCCCUUUUUCAGGGGGCCCCCUACGGCGCCACCGCAGCUGUAGCGGCAGCAGCUGUAGCUGGCCGCGGCGGCGGCUGCAGCACAGCUCAAACUCAAGUCCAUGUUCCAGCUCAAGGAGGUGGCCGGGAGGAGGAGCUGGCCGACCGCCCCCCGGCAGGGACUCUGCCCCGUGACCGCUCCGAUGGGGGGAGGGUUUCGGCGAGCAGCAGGCCCGGUGGUGGUGGUUGCGGCCCGCACAAGGAGGGCCCGCACAAGGAGCGAUUUACGUUGCAGGAGAUGGUUGCUCUGGUUAGCGGCAUCGAGCAGUACGGCCUCCGGUGGUCCCUCAUCCGCAAACACCGGAAGGAGCUCCUCAACAAGAAGCAGUUUAAGCACAACCAGCCGCCGCCGCAGCAGCAGCAGACGGGCCAGGCGAAGGGUGGUGUUGAUGUUGGUGGUGGUGGCGAGGGGGUGCUGUCCGUCUGUCCGUCUGUCCGUCAGCAGGAGGGGAAUGAUGUGGCGGGCUUUACGGGCCCUAUGGUCCCUCUGUCUCUGCCUCUGACAUUUUCUCUGCAACCCGCGGACGGGCGGACGCCGCUGCUGCCGCUUCCUAUGGCGGCGGCGCUGCCGCUGCCGCCGCCGCCGCCAGGACCAGGACCGGAAUCCGGACAAGGCUCGGAACCGGCAGCAGCAGCCGCCGCCGCCGCCGCCACCACCGCCACCACCGCCGCCGCCACUUCCCCGACGCAUGGGGGCUUGCCGGUAUUGACCCACGGGUCAAUGUUGCUGCCUGGAGUGGCGAUGGGUGUCCCAUCCGCGCAGCGGCAGCAGCAGCAGCAGCCGCAGCCAGCAGCACCCCUAGCAUUGGACAUAGAGGGUUGUCCGCUGACCGGCGGGACGCUGACGCCGGAGCAGCAGCAGCAGCUGGCGAUGGCAGUAGCGGCGGUGGCGGCCGCCGCGGCGGCGGGCACGCACCCUCACUUGCUGCAUUCGCUACAGCCGCUACAACGUCUACAGCGGCUGGCAGAGGUUAUGGCCUGA